This is a messenger RNA of Thyridium curvatum, 957 nucleotides long. RefSeq lists its product as uncharacterized. Bases 1 to 957 code for a protein of 318 amino acids. The transcript has a single exon. Gene Ontology annotation, molecular function: aldose reductase (NADPH) activity. The record is from RefSeq and is a predicted model, not a curated record. NCBI's taxonomy places the organism in Eukaryota, Fungi, Ascomycota, Sordariomycetes, Thyridiales, Thyridiaceae. Gene Ontology annotation, cellular component: cytosol.
AUGGCCUCCAAGACGUACACCCUCGCCGACGGCACCAAGAUCCCCGCGCUCGGCUUCGGCACCUUUGCCAACGAGGGCGCCAAGGGCCAGACCUACGCCGCCGUCACCAAGGCCCUCGAGGUCGGCUACCGCCACCUCGACUGCGCCUGGUUCUACCAGAACGAGGGCGAGGUCGGCGACGCCCUGCGCGACUUCCUCGCCGCCCGCCCGGACGUCAAGCGCGCCGACAUCUUCAUCUGCACAAAGGUCUGGAACCACCUGCACGAGCCCGAGGACGUCGCCUGGAGCGCGCGGGACUCCCUCCGCAGCCUCGGCGUCGACUACGUCGACCUGUACCUCAUGCACUGGCCCAUCGCCUCGGAGCGCAACGACGACUACUCGGUCAAGCUCGGCCCCGACGGCCGCUACGUCAUCAAGGAGGACCUCACGGCCGACCUGCAGCCCACGUGGCGCGCCAUGGAGAAGCUCGUCGACGAGGGGCUCGUCCGGUCGCUCGGCGUGUCCAACUUCACGGCCGCGCACCUCACGGCGCUUCUCGGCUACGCGCGCGUCAAGCCCGUCGUCAACCAGGUCGAGAUCCACCCGUACCUGCCCAACGCCGCGCUCGUCGACUUCUGCCUGCGCCACGGCGUCAUGCCCGUCGCCUACUCGCCCCUCGGCUCGCAGGACCAGGUGCCCACCACGGGCAUGCGCGUGCGCGACGACCCGGGCCUCAACGCCGUCGCCGACCGGACCGGCCACACCCUCGCGCAGGUCCUGCUCGCCUGGGGCCUGCGCCGCGGCUACGUCGUGCUGCCCAAGAGCUCGACCCCGUCGCGCAUCGAGAGCAACUUCCAGGUGCCCGAGCUGGCGGAGGAGGACUUUGCCGCCAUCGAGGAGGUCGCGCGCGGCAAGCACUUCCGGUUCGUCAACAUGAAGGACACCUUUGGGCACGACGUGUGGGCCGACGAGGCGUAA